UAUAUAAAUUCCUUCACACAUUCGAUUGGUAGAGGUUUUUGCCUACCCAGCCAACAAGAUCUAUUUAAGGGCUUCUCCAUACAUUUAUCAAUAUUCUUUAUUUAUACCUUUCCGAGCCUGGUGCUUGAUUGUAUUAGUUUUUAUCCCUGUUUGAUUCAAAAUGUCCGAUCCGGAUUUUGCUGAUACCGAAUACAACGAUUUCAUGGAGAAUUUGACACCCUGUUCAUCCCUAGCAACCGCAUUCUCAGAGGAAGAUGCCCCGGUUCAAUACAACCCCAUAAGCUUUGUGAACCUACUCAACAAAAGAAAUAGUCUUACAAAGUCUGGUACCUUGACAGACGAUUCAGCUUCCAUUAGCAAGUUCGACUUGGAAAAGGAAAACUGCCGUAUAAAAAUCUUGACUCCCGAUGACGAGUCAUUUUUUAUACGGAUUGAAGAACUCCAUUCGUUUAUCAAUGGAUACCUUCCGGUUCCAUGUACCCUUGAUGAUUUGUCGAUAGUUCACCUAUUGAUCUUCUUAUCUGACCGGUACUCCACCACCUUAAACUCCAUCAGGUUGUGUCACUUCGGACGUUCCCAUGCUAUCAAGACCUUUCAAGACCUCACGAUUAAGAAACAACGUCUCUUAAUCGAGUUAAAAGUAACCCAAUAUCCCACUAUGCAUUUGAUUAUAACCAAACCAGAGUCGUCACCUCUCAGAUUAAUCCUGACCAAACAAGCCAUCGAAAAGACUUAUUCCACCGGGUACCAAGCCGUGACAUACGCUGAUGCUAUAGCUCAUAAAUUCCGUACCACCUGUUUGGGUUCGAAAUCAAAACAGAAUUUAAAGGUCAGAAUGAAGUACAAAUUGAAGCUGAUUUUACAAGAAGUCAUACACUGUUAGUUACGAUCCAAUUUCUAUAUUUAGUAUCAUUAGCUAAUGCAUGAAACUAAGGAACCCAGGGACCAAAAUUCCCACAAUCAAAAUGCCCAUUUCUGUAAAUGUCAUCUCUUUGAACUCACCUAAAAUAUGAGUCAGGAUGUAGAUAAAAGUCCCACUGCUAAAAAGAAGUAAAAUACCAAUGACAGUAUCACUGGGAUUGACUGCAAGUAGAGCUAUCCAUGUAAGAAUUGCAAAUAGUGGGGUCGUCAACGCAAAUGCUAAGAUGUGUAUUUUGACCAUCUCAGCAUUGACACCUUUUUGAAGCAACAAGCAACUCAAACUGAAACAUGUUGGAAGUUUGUGAAUAAUUACAACCAACGAAAACACAAACGUGAUACUGUCUCGAUGGAAGGCCGACCCCAACGAUAUCCCAUCGAUUGCCGAAUGUAUAAGUAACGCCAAUGUCAAUGAAGUGUGAAGAAUCGAUUUGAAUAUGGAAGAUGGCGGGGGAGAAACGUCAUAAUCAUUGAUACUAAUUUCCUGACGUUCGGGUUUCUGGUAGUUUUGAUCAACCAAAAUCAUACUGACAAACCCAAGCAUGACGGAAAUUCCAAUCCAUUUACUGUCAUUUUUUGCAUUCUUCGUAUAGUUCUCAAUGCUUUCAGGAAUGGCCAAACACAAGGCUGCUCCAAUCAAUAAUCCCCCACUGAAGAGAGAAACCGGCUUAAUAUGGUUAUUGACGUCAAGAUGUAAGGGUAGAAUACCAAGUCCAUAGGAAAUAGCUCCCAUGAAAGUACAUAUUAGCAAUGCAGCGAUAGCCAGAAUCAUAUUUGUGAUG
Molecule: messenger RNA, 1700 nt
Organism: Yamadazyma tenuis ATCC 10573
Lineage: Eukaryota; Fungi; Ascomycota; Pichiomycetes; Serinales; Debaryomycetaceae
Source: RefSeq, a predicted model, not a curated record